AGUUCUCGGUGGCAUCGCAGGUGGCAGACAUGAGGGGAGUUAUUGGUUUUUGUCUGAUUAUUCUGGUCAUUCCAGGACUAGAAGUGUCAGGCUCUACCGUGCAGCCAGCGACCACCACAAAUGUGAACAGCACAACCAGUGCAAACUCCACCACUGUAAAUCCUAUAGUGACGACUGGAAAUACUACGGAGAAUGUGAAUAGCACCGGCAAUGCAAAUGUCACCACUCAAAGUCCCAUAGUGACUGUGAAUACUACAGAAAACGUGAAUAGCACCGCCAAUGCAAACGUCACCACUGCGAAUCCUAUAGUGACUGGGAGUACUACAGAAAACGUGAAUAGCACCGCCAGUGCAAACUCCACCACUGCGAGUCUCAUAGUGACUGGAAAUACUACAGAGAAUGUGAAUAGCACAGAAAGUGCAAACGUCACCACUGCAAAUCCUAUAGUGACUGGAAAUACUACGGAAAACGUGAAUAGCACAGAGAAUACCAUAGGCCCAGUAAGCACCCCCAUGAUGACCACCACCAAGCCGAUAACCUGCUCGUCUGGCGUCUGUGGGAUCGGUUCCACCUGCCUCCAGCUCUACCAGACGUACGAGUGUCAGUGUCCUCUAAACUACCGCUAUAACGCGACCGAUAGGACAUGCUUGAGAGGUGAAAGUUUCUAUGGUGAUUUUUUAAUACAAGGAGUAAGUUUCAAUGAGAAACCAGAAUCGAUGGAAUACACAGAACUAUACAACAGGGUGAUUACUAUGUCUGAAGCGUCGUUGUCAGAUCUAGAAGGGUAUCUGGGCACAGUCAUAGUGAAGAUAAGUGCUGUUUCUUCCAAAUCUAAAACAAGAAGCAGACGAAGCAAUGUGGAUGUUACCGCCAAAGUCAGUCAAAUAUUCUCACAGGGAACAAAAAGGACGGCAGAAGAGGUAAUCGCCGCGAUAGAGAGUAAAUAUCCAGGAGCGUAUAACAAUCAAAGCAUCUGUACAUUCAUCUGUGACUUAACAACAACAACAUGCGAACCGACACCAGACGGCCAAGGGGCCACAUGUACCUGUUUGGAAGGGUAUUACUCCUCCUCAACUGCGACAGUGACAACCUGCAGAGAUUGUUCACCCCAAUGUUACCUGGAAGAGAAAAAAUACUGCAAUCAGGGCUCUGAGCCCAUGCCGAGCUGUGACUGCCGCCCGGGAUACAAGACAAACGGGGACACAUGUCAGGAAUGUGAUUUUGGAUACUCUGGAGCAGACUGUAAAGACAAUUAUCUGCUCAUCCUGGUAAUAGUUGGCGCAGUGCUGGGGGCGGCCGUCGUUGCCUUGCUGGGUGCAGUGAUCGGAGUUUCCGUCAGCGCUAAGAAAGCAAAGAAAUAUGAAGACAGAACAGCGCUGAUUAAGAAAAACGAAACAACUUUCGGAAAUGACAGCCCCGCCCCUGUACGAAUUUUCCCCAAAGUUCAAGCAAAGACUGACCUGGGCGAGGUGAACACGGCCGUCAAUGUAUAUGAUGACAACGAGGAGUUUUCCCGCAACUUUCCCAAACGGGACUAUGAUGAGAAUCCAUGGUACGAAAUGGCCAGAAAAGAGCAGAAUUAUUAGUAAUCGGCCCCUGGAUGGCGCUACUAUCCUGUGUUAUUAUCUAUUAUAAGGGCCCUGAGCUUAUUGGCAGGUACAAUGAGUAUAUAUGACAACAAGAGAGGAAUCGGCAAUAACCCCAGACCGGCACUGGAGCCGUCACUGCGCUCGUAGGACGCCUGGACUUCCUGCUCGGCAUUUACUUGAAGAUCUUUAUUUUCUGUAAUUUAUUUAAUGAUUAUUAUGGUGAACACACAGAACUGGGAAUUAUAAGGAACAAUGAUACAUCUGAGGAUGAGAUCAGUGCCCUGCACCCACCUCUGCAAGUAAAGAUAUAUACAGUGAUCCCUCAACUUACAAUGGCCUCAACUUACAAUAGUGUCAACAUACAAUGUUUUUUUCUGGACCAUUGUAACUUGAAACCAGACUCAACAUACAAUGUACGGACAGUCCAGAUCUGUGAAAUGUGUCAAUGGCUGGAAGAACUGACCAAUCAGAAUGGACAUUUACACCUGUACUACUGAAGUGUAUGCACUGACUUUUGUCUGGUAGCGCCCCCUACAGUACAGGGAGGUAUUACAUGUUCUGUACUACUCUUUACCUGUAUUACUGAAGUGUAUGCACUGACUGG
Molecule: messenger RNA, 2193 nt
Organism: Hyla sarda
Lineage: Eukaryota; Metazoa; Chordata; Amphibia; Anura; Hylidae
Gene: MUC13
Product: mucin 13, cell surface associated
Exons: 12
Coding region: 30-1586 (518 amino acids)
Source: RefSeq, a predicted model, not a curated record